Messenger RNA from Letharia columbiana, 1554 nucleotides. RefSeq lists its product as uncharacterized. NCBI's taxonomy places the organism in Eukaryota, Fungi, Ascomycota, Lecanoromycetes, Lecanorales, Parmeliaceae. The transcript has 4 exons. The coding region runs from base 1 to 1554 and encodes 517 amino acids. The record is from RefSeq and is a predicted model, not a curated record. Gene Ontology annotation, molecular function: iron ion binding; monooxygenase activity; heme binding.
AUGAUCCUGACAUCUCUUCUCUCUCCCUACCUCCUUCUCCUUCUACCCGUAAUUUACUACCUCCUACCAUACAUCCGGAAUAAUGCCAUACGAGACAUCCCGGGCCCUAAGCUCGCAAUCUUCAGCAACAUAUGGCUACUCUACCAAUGCAGGCGGGGAAGGCGGUAUCUAGCCGUGGAUGAAGCCCACAAAAGGCUUGGACCGCUGGUGCGCAUACAGCCUGAUCAUGUCUCUGUUGCCGAUCCAGAGGCCAUUCCGGUCAUCUAUAGCCACACCGGAGGAUGGCUGAAGAGCGACUAUUAUGACGCCUUCAUCUCCAUUCAAAGAGGCCUCUUCAACACCCGCGAUCGCGCCGAACAUUCCCGCAAACGCAAGACUGUCUCGCACAUUUUCAGCACGAAGAGCAUCGGCCAGUUCGAGCAGUACAUGGCAUACAACCUGCAACAGCUGGUCAAGCAAUGGGAUCGCAUCUCCGACACUGCGACAAGGUCGGGGCAGAACUAUGCCGAUAUGGAUUGCCUACAAUGGUUCAACUACAUAGCGUUCGAUAUCAUUGGGGAUCUGGCAUUCGGCGUGCCUUUUGGCAUGCUCUCCAAAGGCAAAGAUAUCGCCGAAGUGCAGAAGAGCCCCAACGGUCCCGUCACCUACGCCCCCGCCAUCGAAGUCCUGAACCGUCGCGGUGAGGUAUCGGGCACCAUCGGCUGUCUACCCUCCAUCAAACCCUAUGCCAAGUACCUCCCCGAUCCUUUCUUCCGCGACGGCGUUCGCGCCGUCGAGAACCUCGCUGGUAUCGCCACCGCGCGAGUGAAUGCCAGGCUCGAUGCGCCGGAUGAAGAAAAAAGCCAGAGGAAGGACUUAUUGGCGAGACUGAUGGAGGGGAAAGAUGAGAACGGGGAGAAGCUUGGGAGGGAAGAGUUGACGGCAGAGGCAUUGACACAAUUAAUUGCAGGGAGUGAUACAACAUCUAAUACCAGCUGUGCGCUGCUGUAUUGGUGUUUAAAGACGGAGGGGGUGAUGGAGAAGUUACAGAGGGAGUUGGAUGAGGCGAUUCCGGAGGGAUUUGCUGUGCCGGAGUACGAUAUGGUGAAGGAUUUGCCCUAUCUCCACAACGUGAUAUCCGAAACCCUCCGCAUCCAUUCCACCUCCUCCCUCGGCCUCCCCCGCGUCGUCCCACCGGGCUCCGGCGUCUCAAUUUGCAACCACCAUUUCCCCCAGGGCACCGUCCUCUCCGUCCCCGCCUACACGAUCCACCACCUCCCCUCCGUCUGGAACCCCUCCAACAACCCCGCCUUCGAUCCCGACAUCUUCAACCCCGACCGCUGGGACCCAGACAACUUGACCGAGAAGCAGAAAGGAGCAUUCAUCCCUUUCAGCUACGGGCCAAGAGCGUGCGUGGGUCGGAAUGUGGCGGAGAUGGAGUUGGCCUUGAUCGUGGCGACCGUGGCGCGGAGAUUCGAAUUCGAGUUGAGGGAGCAGGGGGAGUUGAUGACCAGGGAAGGCUUUUUGAGGAAACCGAUUGGCUGUCGUGUGGGUAUGAGAAGGAGGGCCACAUAA